Arabidopsis arenosa is the source of this 471-nucleotide messenger RNA. Lineage: Eukaryota; Viridiplantae; Streptophyta; Magnoliopsida; Brassicales; Brassicaceae. The record is from the annotation of a GenBank genome assembly.
UCUCUACUCAUAAAGUCUGUAUUUAAGCAAGGUUCUCUAAUGGAGAAAACUCGUGAAAGUGGGUUCCUGUUCUGUAAUUUGUGUGGGACGAUGCUGAUCUUGAAAUCAACCAAGUAUGCAGAAUGUCCACUCUGCGAAACAACGGGAAAUGCCAAAGAAAUCAUUGAUAAGAAUAUAGCUUACACAGUUUCUUCUGAGGAUAUUAGAAGAGAACUAGGAAUAUCUCUGUUCGGUGAAAAAACGCAGGAAGAAGCUGAGCUACCAAAGAUCAAAAAGGCAUGCGAAAAAUGCCAGCAUCCGGAGCUUGUCUACACAACAAGACAGACAAGAUCAGCUGAUGAAGGACAGACAACAUAUUACACUUGCCCCAAUUGUGGACAUAGAUUCACAGAAGGUUGAGAUUAUUAUCAUCACAGAGAAGACCAGUUUUGUUUCUUACAUUGAUGUUACAAAUACAAACUCAGUAUUCAA